Blastomyces dermatitidis ER-3 is the source of this 1128-nucleotide messenger RNA. Its product is annotated as NADPH dehydrogenase. Gene Ontology annotation, molecular function: FMN binding; NADPH dehydrogenase activity. Bases 1 to 1128 code for a protein of 375 amino acids. The transcript has a single exon. NCBI's taxonomy places the organism in Eukaryota, Fungi, Ascomycota, Eurotiomycetes, Onygenales, Ajellomycetaceae. The record is from RefSeq and is a predicted model, not a curated record.
AUGGAGAAUAUACAAAGUCCACUCCAGAUCGGCAAUAUUACUUUGCAACAUCGUAUCGUUCUGGCGCCAUUAACUAGAUUUCGCGCGGAUGACAAUCAUGUCCCUCUUUCAUUCGUUAAGGAGUAUUACGCAGACCGCGCUUCGGUUCCAGGAACGUUGCUAAUCACGGAAGGCACUUUUAUUUCGCCCCGCGCGGGAGGUUUCGACAAUGUGCCUGGGAUAUAUAACGAUGAGCAAAUUAGAGCAUGGAAAGAGAUCACCGAUGUAGUCCAUGCCAAAAGCAGUUUUAUCUUCUGUCAAUUGUGGGCUUUGGGAAGGGCGGCAGACUCGCGAGUCUUGACUGAAGAUGGCCAUCCAGUGGUCUCUAGCAGUGACAUCCCCAUUUCUAAGGAAAGCGCUGUUCCUACGCCACUAGAUGAAAACGGAAUCCAAGAGUUCAUCGGAGACUAUGUUCAAGCGGCAAAGAAUGCCAUGGAAGCUGGCUUUGACGGAGUGGAGAUUCACGGAGCCAAUGGAUACCUUUGCGAUCAGUUCUUGCAGGAUACAUGUAACAACCGCAAUGACCGUUGGGGUGGAAGCAUCGAGAAUCGAUCAAGAUUCGGCAUCGAAGUGGCUAAGGCAGUUUCAGAAGCCAUUGGAUGUGAGAAAACUGCAUAUCGAAUCAGUCCAUGGAGCCCGUUCCAGGCCAUGGGAAUGGCAGAUCCGAAGCCACAGUUUACCCACCUUGUUCAAAACCUAGCAAAGAUCAAAUUGGCGUAUUUGCACGUGGUGGAGAGCCGGGUCAGCGGUCCGGAAUCGUGUGAAGGAGCUUAUCAGAGCACGGAUUUUGUCGUCGACGCAUACGCGAAUUCCGGGCCAGUAAUCCUCGCUGGAGGGUUCCGCCCCGAGACUGCUAAUCGAAGAAUUGAAAAUCUCAAGGGUCAACGCAUCGCCAUCGCAUUCGGCCGAUUUUAUACAUCGAACCCAGACCUGCCCUUCCGUGCUUUCAAUCACAUACCUUUCACGCCGUACAACCGAAGAACGCUUUAUACGCCAAAAUCCCCAGUUGGAUAUAUCGACUUCCUUAACAGCUCACAGUAUGAAGCUUGGGCUAGCACAAAAUCCGAGGCGUCGCCGACGCUAAACUAG